Musca domestica (house fly) is the source of this 3216-nucleotide messenger RNA. RefSeq names its product PAX3- and PAX7-binding protein 1. Lineage: Eukaryota; Metazoa; Arthropoda; Insecta; Diptera; Muscidae. Gene Ontology annotation, biological process: spliceosomal complex disassembly; mRNA splicing, via spliceosome. Gene Ontology annotation, molecular function: DNA binding. The coding region runs from base 160 to 2994 and encodes 944 amino acids. The transcript is spliced from 13 exons. The record is from RefSeq and is a predicted model, not a curated record. Gene Ontology annotation, cellular component: U2-type post-mRNA release spliceosomal complex; nucleus.
AGAAGAAGAGUCUCAUGCAUUAUAAGAAGAAGCAUUUCUAUAGACGGAGAGGAUAGAAUUUCCCAAGCAGUUUUUGCAAAAACCGGAAAAACUACAUUUAACUAUAAAUAUUUUGUACGGAAUAGAAGUUUACCGCUUUACAAUACAGCCGCAAACAGAAUGUCAUUGUUUCGUAAACCGAAAAAGAUACAAAGAAGAGUUUUCUCAAGUGCCCUAGAUGAUGAUGAAGAUGAUUUGGGUACGGCAACCGGAACCGGAGCAGCAAGGGAAAACAAUGAUGGUGGUUAUGGUAGUAAAAAGAAAAACGAUGCAUCCGAUGAUAUGGAUCAUGAUGGUGAUGAGCUUAUAGCUCCACCGCCGCCACAUAUCUCCAGUAAAUCGAAGAAGCAUAAAGAUGGAAAAUCGAAAUCUUCCAAAAGUAGCAGUGGCAGCGGUGGUGGUGGCAGUGCAGCUGGAACAGAUGCCAGCAAAACGAAAGCACUUUUAAGUUUUGCAGACGAAGAGGACGAUGGCGAAGUGUUCCAAGUACGCAAAUCUUCCCACAGCAAAAAAGUUAUGCGCAUGAUGGACAAAGAACGACGUCGCAAAAAGAAAGAGGAACGCAGUGCUGAGAAUUAUUCCAGCAGCAGUAGCGGAUUUGGUGGUGGUGGUCAUCAGACAAGCGACAGUGCUAAUUCGAAUCGUGAAAACGGUUCAUCACGUCUUAAUAAUGAUUCUCAUAAUUUAGGUUCAUCUACAUCAGCGUCGACAACGUCAACAAGUUCUUCGGAACAAAAUAAGAAAAGUAAUAAAAGUGAUAGUAUCCAAACAGAAAUACGCACAGACGACUUUGUGCUGGUGGUUAAAAAAACCGAACCAAAUAUUAUCCUCAAUGGACGGGCGGCAUUGUGUGCUGGGCGUGAUGAUAUGUCAGAUGAAGAUUCCGAUCAUAGCGAUAGCGAAAGAAAUGGCGAUGGUAGUAGACAUCGUUUUGCCAAACCGGAUCAUUUGAAACAAAUGCUUGAAAGUGGAUCUAUACCCGAUGCUGCAAUGAUACAUGCCGCACGCAAGCGUAGACAAAAGGCCCGUGAACAAGGUGAUUUCAUUGCCGUUGAGGAACCAAAAGUGGACACCAAAAAGGGCAGCCGUUUGGCCCGGGAAGAUAUGGAAGGUGACAACUCGGAUGAUGAGGAACGUAUGGAUAUGAAUGCCAUAACUGGCAUAAAGGAACGUGAAGAAAGGCGUGAAAAAUUCUAUGCCGUUGAGAAAGAUUGUUCGGAUGAGGACUCGGAUUGUGAGACACAUGAAUGGGAAAAUCAACAAAUACGCAAAGGUGUCACCGGUGCCCAAUUGGUAAAUGCUCAAAAUGAAUCGGUGUUGUCGAGAUUUAUGAUUAAAUCAAGUGCCGACAAGGCCAUUGAAGCUCCGCCAGAAGUCAAAUCGACAUCAUCAUUGCUGGAGCAGGCCUAUGCCAAGUGUACAUUGGAGAGGCCGCAGCAAUUGUUGAGUGUUACCAAACCGAAAAAGGAGAAAACCAAAACAGCAGCCUUACGUUCGCCCCAAGAGAUUCGUGAAGCCAUCAAUGAAAGGCUUAACAAGCUAAAGGAACUAAAUGCCAGGCAUAUGAGUGACAUUGAACGUGUGCAACAGGAAAUGAAAGCCAUGCAAUUGGAGGAAAUGGAUGCAAAACAGAAGGCCCCGGCAGCAGCAGCUAAAUAUCGUUUCUAUCAGGAGAUCAAAUGUUAUGUUACCGAUUUGGUGGAUUGUCUAAAUGAAAAGAUCUCUGCCAUUAAUGACCUGGAAAAAAGAUGUAUUGUGUUUUUUGGUAAACAUCAGCAUUUUCUAAUCGAACGUCGCCGACAGGAUGUCAGAGAUCAGGCAAGAGAAAUGGCCGAAGCAGCAAAACCCUCAACUGUACGCAAAGGCCCUGAACAUGAUGAACAGAUUCGUCGAGCAGCUGAAAGAGAGGGACGUCGCACACGCCGUCGCUGUGAAAGGGAACGACAAAACACAUUGUCUUCCCAUUUGGAUGGUAUGUCUUCGGACGAGGAGACAUCGGAUCGUUAUCAAGAGCAAUUUCAAAAUGAAUUGGAGGAGCUGAUCAAAGAAGGCCUUGAGGUGAUGGACGAUGUAACGGAUGAUUUUUGCAAACCUUUUAUAAUUCUAUCCAAAUUCCAUGCUUGGCGACAAACCGACAUGAGUUCGUAUAAAGAUGCUUUUGUUAGUCUUUGUUUGCCCAAGAUUUUGGGACCCCUUAUCCGUUUGGAAAUGCUAACAUGGUCUCCCCUGUUGGCAGACUACAAAGAUAUUGAAAAACUAAAUUGGUAUCCUGCCUGUAUAUUAUAUGCCUGGAAUGAAAACGAAAGUGAGGAGUCGUUAAGACAAGAUCCAGAUGUAAAUUUGGUGCCAACACUCAUAGAGAAAAUUAUUUUACCAAAAAUAACAGAUAUUGUAACCCAUUGCUGGGAUCCUUUGUCGACCACACAAACCUUGCGUUUAAUUGGUUUCAUAAAUCGUUUGGGUCGCGAUUAUCCCCUGAAAGAGUCAACAAAAUCAUUGCAGCAGCUGUUCAAGGCAAUAUUGGAGAAAAUGAAAAAUGCCCUGGAGAAUGAUGUUUUUAUACCCAUAUUUCCAAAACAAGUUUCAGAGAAUAAGACCUCAUUUUUUCAACGACAAUUUUGCAGUGGUUUGAAAUUGUUUCGCAAUUUCCUCUCCUGGCAGGGUAUUAUUGCGGAUACCCCUCUAAGGGAAAUGGCAAUUGGUUGCCUAUUAAAUCGUUAUUUACUUAUGGCCAUGAGGGUCUGUACACCAAUUGAUGCUAUAAGUAAAGCUUAUACAAUUGUGAAUACCUUACCCACUGCCUGGCUGCAACCGGAUUCGGAAUGCUUGAAAAAUCUACAACUUUUUAUAUUGUACAUUAAGCAGACAAUGGAAUCUUGUGAUGCUAAUAAUCCUGUAUUUAUGCAAACUAGUGAUAAGGCUAAACAAAUCUUGCAAAGACUACAUAGCAAUUAAAACUAUUUUACGGUGUUUUUUUUUCCAUCAAUGAAUAUAAAAAUUAGUUUUUUUAACUUUAAAUACAACAUAUUGUUGCAUUUGCGGAAUCAGUAAACCAGAAUAACACUCUUCGUAUAAAUAUAAAUAUUGUUUUAGCCGUUUUUUUUGUAUAUUCUAAAAGAAUAGUUUUCCAAAUUUUCAAUACACUUAAGAGAAGAUUUCUUUUCGAAAAUGCUCAAA